Messenger RNA from Stegastes partitus (bicolor damselfish), 4400 nucleotides. RefSeq names its product transmembrane protein 150A. The record is from RefSeq and is a predicted model, not a curated record. Lineage: Eukaryota; Metazoa; Chordata; Actinopteri; Pomacentridae. Bases 393 to 1232 code for a protein of 279 amino acids. The transcript is spliced from 8 exons.
CCGAGCCUCCCCCCACUCAGCUCACAGCGAGGACGGCUAACCGGGACCGCAGCCGCUUGGGAAAAACAGACAGAAAAUAGGAUACAAAAGUAAAGCUUGGACUGUGCUAGUUUUUUCCCGUCUCCACCUGAGUUGUGGAGGACACGUCGGCGUACUCUUAAGUUUCCAGAAAAAAGCUGCUCAGACCUGCUAGCUACCAGACACGGAGAAGCAAAAAGGACACAUCUGUCCUGCCAGCGUCCCACCUACCAUCCUCCACCUGCAGGAAAGAUGAAUCAGUCGGUGGCAAUGCAGAUGUCAGUGACACUCAGUUAAAUGUUACUUGAGCGGAUAUCAUCGCUCGGCUGGCCGAAGAGGAAAAAGAAGAAAGGGACCGUUAAAGGUGCUGGAAGAUGUCUCUGUGGAUGAUACUGCCUGUUAGCCUCCCAGUCCUGACCAUCACUGGGAUAUGGGUUGUGUAUGCCAUGGCCCUGUACAACCAGCAUGUCUGCCCUGUGGAUAAUUGGUUGUACAACCAGUCGUGUGAAGAGGAGCUGUAUUUGCAGAGCGGGCCCUCCUUGUGCUGCACGCUAGACAAUGUACCUCUCAUCAGCAAAUGUGGGACUCUCCCUCCUGAGAGCUGCUUCUUCAGCCUUAUCUGCAGCACAGGCUCAUUCAUGGUUAUGGUGAUUGUGCUGCUCCGCUAUGCCCACGUUAUUGAGAAGCAUCAAAACUGUGUUCUCAACACAGCGAGUCUUUCCACAGGCUGGAUCUGUGCCGCUGGACUCAUUAUGGUGGGCAACUUCCAGGUCGAUAAUGCCAAAGUUCUCCACUAUGUCGGAGCAGGCAUCGCCUUCCCCACCAGUAUGCUGUUUGUGUGCCUGCAGUCAGCACUGACCUACCGACUGGCCAAGACCCAGGGGGAGUACAACUUGGCCCACCUCCGGCUCUGCAUGACCCUGCUGGCCUUCGUAGCCUUGGUGCUCAGUGGCGUUUUUUUCUGUCAGGAGAGCUUCGUCUUGCAACACGCGUCCGCCAUCUUUGAAUGGGUGUUCUGCGUCAUCAUCAUGCUGUUUUACGGGACAUUUGCCUUCGAGUUUGCCAGCAUGUCUGGAGACACCAUGGUGAUUCUAGCUCGAGGUGGGACCCUGGGACCUGCUGGGAGAGAACACAAGGUGGACGCACUGGGAGCACUGGGAGGGUCCGGCCCACACUCACAACCACAUCAACCUGAAAGCAUGUCCAUCCUGUAGCCUUCCUGGCACAUCUCGAUGCCACACAGUUGCCUUGUUUAUUCCUUUCAAACUUUGGUUGUCGAAUGAGUUUAAUUAUUCAUUUCCAGCCACGUUCGCCUGAAGCUUUGAAAUGAACCAGGCCAGUGCAGCAGCUGUUCGCGGCCAAGCGGGUGUCGAUCCGCCGCCACAGCGGAGAGCUCACUUCGAAUUGUGCUCAUAUCAAGCUAAAGAACUUGUUUGCAUUUUGCACAUUGCACAAGUGUGAAACCAAAUUUUCUCCCAAAUCUGUCCUGUCGUCAGCGACCAGCAGGGGAGCAGUUUGUCAAUCAGAUCAUGAAAAUCUGCUGCUCCCCCUGAGUUCCUGUGAACUGUCUCAGUAUGUGGCCUUGGACCAUGUCCUCUUCAGUGACUGCCACGAUGGUUUCAUUGUAUGUAAAGUACAGGCUGCUGGACGGCCUAUCUGACAGUAUUACAGGAGUCAGACAGAGAGAAGAUGGUAGAUGAGUGUUUCAGUGGGAGCAAGGUCAGACCUCAGGCUUGUUUUCCUGCCAGAGUUUGGAUGAAUGCAAUAAAUUCAAUUCAACAGUCUGUCAAAUAGAAAGCAUAGAAAUGUUUUAGUCGAUCUUGGAGACAGAACAAGGCAGCAGUCUAGUUUUUGCAAUCAUUUGAAUCUCCUCAAAGCAAUAUUUGUGAUAUCAAAUAACUCCCUGAUAAUUAACACACAACCCUACAUAGAUUUCAGCUGCUGUUAUCCGACAGUUUGUAUUAUUCAGUCCGCACACUCGACUGCAUGUUACCUUCCAGCCAAAGAUGAGUGAAUGAUGAAGUCUCAGAUAUGUUUCUCAGGAGUUGGUUGGCCAAGGCUGAAUGGAAAGUGAAUGUCUGAGUCCCGUUCUUCAGGUUGACAUUAGGAUAAUAAUGUGCUCUGCUGGUGGUCUGAUGGGUGCGAACGUUAGCUGUGACAACUUAUGUCAGUUUGUUUGAUGGUCAAAAUGGCUGAAUGCAGCUUUAAAAUAUGCGUCAUUUAUGUUUAAUGGACAACUCCAAAUAUGCAAGUCUACUCCCUGGACACAGGGUCUUUUUUUUGUCUGCUUUGAGUCCUGUUUCAGAUCUUUAUUUUAACACUGUACAGAACAUUCAGUGGACCCGGUGCCUCAUAGAUUCAAAUCUCAUAACUGUUUCUUAAAAAAAAAGUUGGUCUUCUCUCUUAUUGUCAGAUUGAUGAUAAACCUGAAAAAAUAUUGGACUCAACUUCCUCUCUGUAAAAGAAUAUGAAAGAGGGCUGACAGAGUGUCCAGAGGCCAAAUGUGUACCAGCUAAUUCAAGCCAGAGCUCUGGCUUUAUUGAGUUUAGUGACGAGGCAUCACACGUGCUUUCAGGUCCUAUAAGGAUCGAGGUCUGCAUCUUAUUAUGCCCCAACAAGAAGGAGGAGAAAGUGCUCGUGUUGCUUCACCUACUUGUUUUUCUUUACAGCUCUGCGUAGUUUGGAGUUUUUUCAGCAUGUCUAGCCUGUGCAGUGGGAUAAAGGGAAAAGGUUUGUGAUGUCAGACUGAGAUGCACUGUCCUGCCUCUGUGUUAUUGUACAAAAUGUGCCAAAUGUUGGUUUGCCUAUGGCAUCGGUGCUAAAACACAAAAAGGCCUUAUUCUGUCAUUUCCCACCUUUCUUUAGCUGUGAUUAGAACAUCUGAUAAAGCAAUAAGAUGAGACAUAGGGUCAAUCAGUUACCAACUGCAUACAGAAGGUUCUUGUUCUGCCAGACAGACUAAUGCCUCGAGAAAUGUUCCCUGCUAAGACAACACAGUUGAUAUUUUUAAGAAAUUGUUAACAUCUCAGUGUAACAUUAACACAUGUUGAGCUCUAAGGUGAAAACCAGAGCAAACAGAAGGUUUACAACAGUCAUACUCUUGUUAGUUGGUCGUCAUUAUGCCCUCAAACCACAGCUGGCCACAUGUUGGGCAGAGGUGUGGUUAUCGUGCCAGUAAAAGUGGGUAGAAGCGGUUCAGCUGCAAACUUGUCAAACAUAUCUGUUACGGAUGGACUGAAAUGUAAUAUUUCACCAUCAGGCUGAAUGUAUACUUUAAACAAGACUGAGCAGGAGAAGCUUGUGCACGCUGCAACGUGGAAGGUUCGCCACUCGAUCACUUGCUUCUCCCUACUGGUCAGACAGCUUAUUGCAUGAGCUUGUGUAGAAGUCACAGCUGGGAUUUUGUAGCUCAGCUCACAGGAGAUCUUGUAUUUCUACUUGAAAAACUAUACAUGUUUGUGUCCACAGCCAAGAAUAUUCAGUUGAAGGUCAAGUCUGCGUUCUAAACAGAGACGGAGCUGCUGUCGUAAUGAGCAAUGCCAAGAACUUGAACACCAGCCUGUGUUUCUGGCUUCAGCUCUCCUGCGACGUUACACUACUUUUACAAUAUGCAUUCCUCUAACAAAUCACAGUCAAGACUUGAUGCAUUCCAAGUAUAUGGUCAAGUGACGGUGCUGCUCAUGCUGCUCUAGCAAGAAACAUUUUGCCAUUUCACAGUUACAAGAUUUUCAUGGAUGCCUGUUUCCAGUUAAAUGCUAAACAGUUUGACAUUUUGCCUGCUGCACAUCUUUUUCUUCAUAUUGUAUCAGCAUCUCCACUUUCUGUCCUUUUUGUUCUUGUUUAUGGAUCUGUCUGAUCUUUGCUCUCAGGAAAAUGUUAAAACACCAGCUACGUUGUUUGAUUUAAAGGCAGACUGAACUCUGCUUGCUUCUGCCUUUCUGUGGAUGAGGAUCUGUCGUGUACAUUUGUUUUGUUUAGUAUAGGCGCAACUGCUUUUUCAGUUGAUGGUUAGCCAUUGAAUAUUUUUUGUUAAUCAAAUAAAGACUCUGUAAAGCUUCAAAAAUAAGCAUUCCUGUAAUGCCAGCUUGUGAGAAUGCUUAUGCUGCUCACGUAAACGUGGUUAAAUAUCUGCAAGAAAAACGAGCUUCCUCAUGCAAUCAGUAGAUCAUUGGGGGAGCGCGUUCUGACAAACUAACCAGCUCCAGUAAACCUCAUCUGAUGCUCGAUGUCAUUCUCCGUUGGACGGCAAAAUGCUCCCUGUGCCUUAUGUAUUGUUUUGAUAAUGAAAACCAAAGAGGUCUAGGUUGUAAAUUCUAUUUUGAUGAAAAGUCAUGAUUGUAUACAUGUAUGCCUUAAUGUUCAAUAAAUAAAAAAACUGGGGG